Messenger RNA from Botrytis fragariae, 1017 nucleotides. RefSeq lists its product as uncharacterized. NCBI's taxonomy places the organism in Eukaryota, Fungi, Ascomycota, Leotiomycetes, Helotiales, Sclerotiniaceae. The record is from RefSeq and is a predicted model, not a curated record. Bases 1 to 1017 code for a protein of 338 amino acids. The transcript is spliced from 6 exons.
AUGAAGUUGUUUCUAUUAACUACCUGGGCUCUGAGUAGCCUACUUGGUGCCUCCCCCGGGACAGCUGCUCCUGGCGCAUCCGAGGAUUGUAGUGCAUGGGUUCAGCAAUCUUAUUCUCUAACAUGCGCUGACAUUGAGGCAUAUUAUGGAAUAACAGAAGUCGAGUUUGAAGCCUGGAAUCCAAUCGUUACAGAGCUUGGUACAGGAUGUAGUCUGAUCGCGGAACUUUACUAUUGCGUGUCUAUCGACUAUCUUCCUUUGAAUACGCCAAGUGCAUAUACACCAACAGGCACAUCUGUAAGCUUGUUAGGAACAGGCACAGGUACGUCUACGCCUACUAGUACUGCACCUUCAACAGCAACUGCUCCCUCUCCGUUGGAACCAAGUACCGAUCCAAGCUGUACUUCCUAUCAUUACGUUGUUUCCGGCGACAGCUGCUCUGCCAUUGAAGAAGAAUAUGGAAUUACAGCGGACGAGUUCAAUGCGUGGAAUCCACAUGUCGGAACAGGCUGUGCAUAUCUUGACCUUGACGAGUAUGUCUGUGUUGGUGCUCUAUAUAAGACUACCGCUGCUGCCACUGCUACUAGUGCCACUGCUACCACAAGCAGUACUUCGUCUACAUUAAGCUAUCCAACGCCCCUCCAGCCUAGCUCAUUUACAAAUUGUUCAGAGUAUCAUCUAGUCGUUUCGGGAGACUAUUGUGCUCUAAUAGAAGAAGACUAUGGCAUUACAGCUACUCAGUUCAAUGACUGGAAUCCUGGAGUCGGUAACACAUGUUUGUAUCUCGAACUCGGAGCCUACGUUUGCGUUGGAGCUCCUAUCCCUAGUCCCUUGGAGCCAGGGACAAUAGCGACAUGUACGGAAUUUCAUUUCGUAGUCUCGGGAGACUAUUGUGCUUUAAUCGAAGAAACCUACGGAAUUACCACUGCUCAAUUCAAUUUGUGGAAUCCUGAAGUUGGAACAGACUGCGCCUAUUUAGAUUUAGGAGAGUAUGUAUGUGUUGCUGCACCUGCUUAG